AUGCUCAAGUGCAUACACACCCGCAAACCGAGCCUGCCUGAGUCUUCGUCGGAGUGUCUUGUGCGUCCUGCCCACGUAGAGCGUCUUGAGGCAGCUCUGGAAGCCGGCAUCUUCACGGAGAGACCGACGACCGGCCUCUUCUGCCCCACGCCUGCCCGAGGCCAUGAGAGGAGGGCAAGCGAUCGCCAGGACGAGGGUAAGUCAUGCCGUUUUCAUACAGUUUCAGGCCUCCCGUCUAGCCGUGCAUCAGCAUCAUCUGUAAGAGUAUACUUCUCUCGCCCUCAGGCUCCAUGGUGA
Molecule: messenger RNA, 297 nt
Organism: Protopolystoma xenopodis
Lineage: Eukaryota; Metazoa; Platyhelminthes; Monogenea; Polystomatidea; Polystomatidae
Source: the annotation of a GenBank genome assembly